GACAGUAACUAAUACAAAUUAAACAAUUUCAAAUUUUUUUAACAAAUUUUAAUUUUAAUUAAUCCAGAUUUUCUGUUGAAAUCAGAGUGAGGUUUGGAAGUGGUGCUCAUCAGUGCACUCUUAUCUUAUCAGCUGAGCGUCAGAACUGUUCCGUGAUACUAAAGUCAUUUCACUACAGUCAGAUUCCAGCAGGUGGCUGUUUGUCUCCUGUGAUAGGGCUGGUUGGCCAGCUUGCUGACACACUGACUGGUUAGGAGUGCCAGUCAGGAGAGGUUUUAUGACGCUCACAACUGAUCAAAGUUCAGAUGUGGGCCUCGAACAAGCGUCAGUCCAUUUGAGCUUUUGGGCCUGACCGCCUCCUGGCUUUUCUCUGGCUCUCCUGCUGUGUCUGUCCGGUCUCCUAAACUCUGCAACAAUGAAGAUCCAGCUGAGCUGACAGUGGAGCUCAUGUCCCACCUUAAAAUGGACAUACCUGCUUAUUACCCACAACCAUCCCAGCCACUAAUCCACCAGUCUGGUAACUAUCMAGAGGAUCUGUUAGCAUCGGAGGAAUCAACAUUUCAGGAACAAAAGACUGAGGCAGCCAGUUGUUCAGAGCCAGAGGAGAACUGUCCUGUUUGUGGUGACAAAGUAUCAGGAUAUCACUAUGGGCUGCUUACCUGUGAGAGCUGUAAGGGUUUCUUUAAACGCUCAGUGCAGAAUAACAAACACUACACUUGUGCAGAACAACAAAGCUGCCCAAUGAACAUUUCUCAGAGGAAACGCUGUCCUUUCUGCCGCUUCCAGAAGUGUUUGGCUGUCGGCAUGAAGAGAGAAGCUGUGAGAGCAGACCGAAUGAGAGGGGGCAGGAAUAAAUUUGGACCAAUAUACAGGCGGGACAGGCAGAUGAAACAGCAGAGGGCAAACACUGAUCCCUACAGGAUCAAGAUGGAAACUACACAAACACCAAGUCCCCAGUCUCCAAAUGAUCCUCACCAGAGAGGCAGCCACACAAGUGGGCCCUCGUCCUCUAGUGCCUUUCAUCUCUCCCACCUUAUGCAUCCGUCUGGCAUGGGACAGUCAGGUGAACCCACGCAACUGGACUGCAUAAUGAACAAUCACAGUGUGCUAACUCCUGCAUCCGUGUCUUGUCAUGGACUGUACUGCACCUUCCCUGGACACUCACAGGACAAAGGAGAAAUGGGCUUCAGCUACAACCCAACUCCCGCACACCAUCCAGUGCAUUCGACCACAAGUUAUUUAUUCACACCAAGAAGCACGCUAGCAUCUUCUCCCUGUCCGGUACCAAGCUCAGCCACUGGUUCCCCCCAGGUUCCAACCAUUCCUCCAUCGGCCACCCUUGCUCCCAGCUUCCUUAGUCAGCUCCUGAAAGGUGAACAAGACGAGGCCCAGCUGUGUGCCAAAGUCCUGGCUAGUCUGCAGAAAGAGCAGGCUAACCGAGGGAAACACGACCGCCUAAAUACGUUCAGCAUCAUGUGCAAAAUGGCCGACCAGACUCUGUUUGGGCUCGUGGAGUGGGCCAGAAACAGUAGUCUGUUUAAGGAGCUCAAGGUUGAGGAUCAGAUGGUGCUGUUGCAAAGCUGCUGGAGUGAGCUGAUGGUUCUGGAUCACCUCUGUAGACAAGUCACUUAUGGCAAAGAGGGCUGUAUAUACCUGGUCACUGGUCAGCAGAUCGAGGUGUCGACUAUUACCUCCCAGGCUGGAGCCACACUUAGUAGCUUGGUCUCGAGAACCCAGGAUCUUGUAUAUAAACUUAAGGCACUUCACUUUGAUAGACAUGAGUUUGUUUGUCUAAAACACCUUGUUCUUUUCAACCCAGAUGUGAAGUCGGUGAAAAGCCGGAGACAAGUGGAGCAGACUCAGGAGAGGGUGAACAGGGCUCUAAUGGAGCACACCCAGCGCAAUCAUCCACGACAGUCAGACAAGUUUGGCCAGCUGCUUCUCCGACUACCUGAGGUUCGCAGCAUUAGUUUGCAGGUUGAGGACUAUUUGUACCAGCGCCACCUUCUUGGAGAUUUGCCCUGCAACUCUCUACUUGCAGAGAUGCUGCAUGCCAAGCAUAGCUGAAACAAUGUUGAAGUCUGACACUAGAGUGGCCCUAGUUUGCUGCUGGGCACAUUUUUUUCCUUCUUACAGAUACAACAAUCCAGUUUCAUUUCACAUGUAAAAAGUAAGGGGAUGUUUUCGGGCUCCAAAAACAUCUUUGAAUGGCAAUAUGUGAUUACUCUGUGCCACUAUUUAGAAAGGCAUUUAUAAACAGUAUUAUCAUAAACGCCCAUCAUCUCUCGCAGUGUUAUGUGAUUUAAGAACCAAGUAACAUCAAGGUUUUUCUUACAAGCCCAACUGUUUAACAAGAGGGGGAAAAAAAACCAUCCAUAAUAAAAUUAGUAUUAAAUUAACUUGGUGUCUGAAUUGUAAAGUGUGUGUGGAACUCAGCUAAUACAAAAUAAUCUCUUUUCAGGUUAUUUGUUUGCAAAUAAAAGAGUGUCCAAACCAGUUUCACCCAUUUAUGAUUCUAAACAUAAAAAUGCAUGACUUUUAAAAAAAGGUUAUGAAAAACAGAUGUGGAUGAUUUAAAAAAGGAACAUUUUAUUUUACUGGUCCAGUUGCCGAGGACAGUCAUUUGAUGAAAUGAACAUACAUAAUGUGCUGGCACAGACUGGAAAACAAAGGAAAAACAAAAUCAACAUGACAUCUAUGAAAUGACAAUUUGACACGUAAUCUUAAGAAAAUAAAAGAGGAAAACCAAAACAAACUAAAACAAGUUUGUCACAAUUCAAUGACGAAUAAAUACAUUUCUGGAUGAUAUGGGGGAUUUCCGGGAAGAAUUGCACUGAAUCAAAGUGCGGUGUUUACUACCACAUACUAACUUUUACAAAUACCAGAAUAAACAUCCACUUACUCCACAAGCACUCUUCCACAAAAACCUUUAAGCAAUCAUUCAACUCUUUAAUCCUCAUUAGCGUUUUAAACAUAUUUACUAUGGAAGUCACCUUGAAAACACCACAUUUCUUGGAGGCAGUUAUUCUAAAAAUACAGUUGUGUUGUGGCAAAGGUUAUCCUAAAGACUAAAGAAAACGUAAUAGAUACAUUUCUUAGAUUUUCUCCCUACAUUGAUUUUGUCAUUAGAAACUAGAGUCAGGAAAUUAAAAGAAAACAGAAAACCUUUUGGCGUUUUACAUCGCCCCCCCAGUUGUACAUGAAGGAGUGUGAAGGGACUGUGGAAUAGAUGAGGGCUGUUACAGUCCAGAAUGAUCCUUCAUUAAGAAACCUACUGUUUACAUGUUAGGACAUAUAAACAGGGAAAACACAUUAGGAAACAGACUCUGACCUCAUGGAUUUAUUCAUCCUAAAUCAAACUUUUUUUCUUCAGUUUAUCAACAAUUUCUACUCAUUCUCAUUCAUUCACAUUUCAAACACACUUCUCACUAAUGAUUAAGCAGCAGCCUAGCUUAUUUGUA
Austrofundulus limnaeus is the source of this 3461-nucleotide messenger RNA. It is a transcript of the gene nr5a5, whose product is annotated as nuclear receptor subfamily 5, group A, member 5. Gene Ontology annotation, biological process: tissue development; regulation of transcription by RNA polymerase II; hormone-mediated signaling pathway. Lineage: Eukaryota; Metazoa; Chordata; Actinopteri; Cyprinodontiformes; Rivulidae. Bases 448 to 2067 code for a protein of 539 amino acids. Gene Ontology annotation, cellular component: RNA polymerase II transcription regulator complex. The record is from RefSeq and is a predicted model, not a curated record. Gene Ontology annotation, molecular function: RNA polymerase II cis-regulatory region sequence-specific DNA binding; nuclear receptor activity; zinc ion binding. The transcript is spliced from 7 exons.